CAGAACAGCUCGACUCCACUUUGUUGGAGACCGAAUACAGAGAGCAUCUUGGAUAGGGGAAAGCCCAGUUCUAUGGUGCAUGGUUUCCCUUCAUUUAACCGCAUAUAAUAUAAUGUCCGAGAAUGUCCAUUUCUGGACCUCUAAGCAACUACUAUGUCGAUUCCAUCAUAAGUCAUGAGGGGGAAGAUCCAAACGCAGCUCGAUUCUCCAAUGUACAGUAUUCCAACACUAGGCAACCAGGACCCGGGGAACCUCAUGAAUUCCCUUCGUGUAGCUUUCAGCCCAAGCCUCCUGUGUUUAGUUCAUCGUGGAGUCCUUUUAGUCCUCACACGCCCAAUAGCUUACCGGCGGUCUACCAUCCUUAUAUCCCAGCUCAGCCCGUGCCUUCAACGGACACAAGAUACCUUCGCACAUGGCUCGACUGUGCACCGAGAUCCGAGCCACUGGACGGUCAGAGCCAAGUCAAGAUGGAGCCACCCCUGGGACACCUCGAGGAACCUCCGAAGAUUGGAGUACAACAUGAGUAUGUUUUGGAAUCCUCCUCAGCUCGGGAGAUAAAUCUCGGCCACGGCUCUGGAUUAGAAGACAGCAAGGAUAUUUGUGACGGUAGUGAAGACAAAGAGGGACCGGAUCAAAACGAUCCAUCAGCCAACUGGUUACACGCUCGCUCGUCUCGGAAAAAGCGUUGUCCGUACACUAAGUAUCAAACCCUAGAGCUUGAGAAGGAAUUUCUCUUCAACAUGUAUCUUACCCGGGACCGGCGACACGAGGUAGCGCGCUUGCUGAACUUGACGGAGAGGCAAGUUAAAAUUUGGUUCCAAAAUCGAAGGAUGAAAAUGAAGAAAAUGAAUAAGGACCAGUCCAAGGAAUAAUUGGACAACUGUACGUGCCCAGCCCUUACCCCUUUUAUCACAAUUGUGAUGACCUCUGGACAAUAAUACAAGAUGUUUGCAGACUAUGUUACACACUUUUAUAUUCUGGGAAUGCAGAUAAAUACAUCCUGAUUAUUCUUUUUCGAAAGCUAUUUGAGAACAAGAACACUGAUUACAAACUAUAAAACUACAUAAACAUGUCCGCUGUUCUGAAUUUCUUUCACAGUUAUUUUAUAAACAGAAAUAUAAGUACAGGUACUUAUAUGCUUGAAUUGAAUGAAUUUUUACUUUGUAGACAUUUUGUAGGCGUUUUUUAUUUUAUUCAAUGGCAAUAAGCGUGGUUACAACUAUAAAAAAACCCCUGAAAAUUCGUCUUCAUCUUUGUUUGAUUAGGGAAAAUUAUUUAAAUUGUUCCAUGACAAAAUAUUCGCAUUCCUUAAUAAAUUGCCGGGUUGAUCUUUGAAAUUUGUUUAGUAUUAAGUAAACAUCUUGAUACUGUAGGAACAUUUUAGCUUUAUUUUGGAAUAUGUCUCCAUUAAUAAGUUUAAUUAUAUAGAAUCCUAAUUCAACUUGCUAUUGGUUUGGAUUAAACAUAGAAACAUCUUCUAAAAAAUUAAAGAUUAAAUUGUGUUACAGAGUUUAUAAUUCAUGACGCUUUUGGAAUAUUAUCAUAAAGUAAAAGCAAGAUAUUGGAACAAUUAAACCUUUCUGGUAUACUAUGUCACUACCUUUUAGCUUAAUUGUUGCCCCAGUUAUCAGGUGAAGGAGGAACUUAAAAACUAUUUCUGCUGGAUGUGUGUAUAUGUAUGUAGCUAGCUUGUCUGUAACAAACAAAUUGGUUGUAUACUAUCGGUGGUUAUAAAAGUUUACAUGCAUUAGCGCAUGCCUUGUAAAGUUUUUAGUUGCCUUUUACUUGAUUUUUUUUUAAAUUAGGUAGUACAGUUAUAAACUCUUCCUGGUGUACUAUUAGAAUGAUAGUUAUAAUUUAUUCCAAAUGUUAUUGCGUUUCUUUUCAGUGUAAUGUUUUUUCAUUGUGUAAAAAGAUGAGAUCUUAUAGCUUACUUAAAUAAUCAAAAGUUCUUUCUUUUUUGAGACACUGUUUACAUAUUGUUGUCUAUAAAUAUCUGAAUUUUGUGUUAACACAAAAGUAUUAUGUUGUAAUGCAUACAUUUGUUCAACAUUACAUUGCUUUCCUUUGGAGAAAUAGUUGCCUAAUGGAUCUUUCUGUAGUCGCGUGGGCGUCUGUCUGCAGCUUGCUUUGAGGUGUGGAAUUUCUACAGUUUUUCUCAAAUGCUGUCACAAACUGACAGACAGAAACGACCCAUAUUACAAGUUUACACGGAUCACUGUCUGAGUCCUUGUCAUUGGCGUAUAUAACUGAUGUAUAUUUUUUACACGGGAUGAAACCAAUACUCCACAUUCAAUGUUGACAUA
Messenger RNA from Tachysurus vachellii, 2306 nucleotides. It is a transcript of the gene hoxb9a, whose product is annotated as homeobox B9a. The record is from RefSeq and is a predicted model, not a curated record. Bases 123 to 872 code for a protein of 249 amino acids. Gene Ontology annotation, biological process: embryonic skeletal system morphogenesis; anterior/posterior pattern specification; regulation of transcription by RNA polymerase II. Gene Ontology annotation, cellular component: nucleus. Gene Ontology annotation, molecular function: RNA polymerase II cis-regulatory region sequence-specific DNA binding; DNA-binding transcription factor activity, RNA polymerase II-specific. The transcript is spliced from 2 exons. NCBI's taxonomy places the organism in Eukaryota, Metazoa, Chordata, Actinopteri, Siluriformes, Bagridae.